CCGCGACGACCGCGACACUCGCGGGGUGCAUGCUGCUCCAGUGACAGUUGUCUCUCUUUUUGUCGAUUUCUACCAAGGUAGAUUAACUUUGAUCCAGGUUUGACUUACUUUGUAUCUUUUUCUACUCUUAAGAAUUAGAACAAGAUGAAAAGUAAAAUAAAACCGUGAUUAAAGUUAAUCUACUUGGUAGAAAUGAGCAUUUCCGAGUUCCGAUUGAAACGACGAUUUCUAGAUGGCGUACAAGUUUGUUUAUAGUUACUCGUAAAGCGAUCUAAAUGCCGUCGGAGUCGGGACGAACUUUCUCGGCGGUAUUAAAGUCGAGGAGAGAAUAUCACCCUGGCCUCAAAUAUGGAUAAGCUUUCGAAGCCGCAGAUAAUCUGCCACGUCGAGAAAUCGGUGGAUUAUUCGCUGUUCGACGCAAAAUGGAUACCGUGCAGCGCGAAGUUCGUGGUUAUGGGUGCUCGACCUCGCGGCACCGGUAUCAUACAGAUUUACGAGGUGUCCGGUGGCGAGUUGAAGCUCGUCAAGGAUAUAGAGAGGUCCAGUCAGAUGAAGUGUGGAACAUUCAAGGCUUCCAGUCUUCGCGAUCGAUACUUGGCUACUGGUGAUUUUAAGGGCAAAUUAAAUAUCUACAAUCUGGAGGAUCCUUUGAUACCAGUUUACUCGGCUAAUGCCCACACGCAGAUUAUAAAUGCCAUUGACGGAGUGGCGGGUGCUAGUGUGGGAUGCGGAGCGCCGGAACUGGUGACUGGAUCCAGAGACGGAAGUGUAAAAGUAUGGGAUCCCAGGCAAAAGAGUCGACCGGUCGCUGUCAUGGAGCCCAAGGAGGGGGAGAGCCGUCGGGACUGUUGGUCGGUUGGAUUCGGCAAUUCUUACAAUUCCGAGGAGAGAGUGGUAGCAGCGGGCUAUGAUAAUGGAGAUGUUAAAAUGUUCGACCUGAGAGCGAUGUCACUGAGAUGGGAGAGCAAUUUGAAAAACGGAGUUUGCGGUCUUGAAUUCGACAGAAAGGACAUCCCCAUGAAUAAGCUGGUUGCCACUACGCUGGAGUCCAAAUUCUAUCUCUUUGACUUAAAGACCCAGCAUCCCAAGAAAGGUUUUGCUUACCUUGUCGAAAAGGCACACAAGUCAACGAUAUGGCUGGGUAAGCAUUUGCCGCAGAAUCGUGAAUUGUUCGCCACAUGCGGCGGUGAAGGAUCAAUCUGUCUUUGGAAAUACGAUUAUCCAGAGAAGAGGAAAACUACGGACGCCGACGGAAUCGAGCGAGGAGUUACGGGCAAUGUCAGUUUGCUGCAGAACUGUACGCUCUCGACGCAGCCUAUCAGCUCUUUGGAUUGGAGCCCGGACAAGCAAGGACUCGCCGUUUGCACGUCGUUUGAUCAAUGCUUACGCGUUAUCAUCACUACGAAACUGAAUACGUAUUGAUUAAACAUAAAGUAACAUGUAAAUAAGCUUGUACGUGUACAAGCGGAAACAAAGCGGUUCACACAGCCUUUUCACUUUAUAUAUAUAUAUAUUAUAUAUAUAUAUACAUAUACGCUUAAGAUAGCCAUUAAUGAAAGAAGUUUUUGUUUUAUACGCAAAGAUUUUAUUAAACGAUAGAACUAAGAGAUAAGGAAAAGGCAUUUGUUAUUUAACAUAUUUGCCAAAAUGGCACUCGAUGUUACGGAAAUUGAAUCGAGACAUCGAUUUCUCACUCGCGAACGCAAGAUGCAUUAUGCAACAGCGGGCAGACGAGAGCGAAUUAUAUGUCAUUGGGCCAAUCUAUUUAGGAUCGGACCCUUAUUAAGCACCGGCCAUCUUGCGCACGGUCGUGAAUGUUACGCAAUAUCGCACGCGACGUCCGCCAUUUGAGAUGCGUUCUCGGCCCACGCGUUGUCGCUCGCACACCUCCAUUGCAUCGCGCGCGCGAGGGCACAGCAUUACAAACGCGCGCUAACACAAGGUCAGGAAUACCUCGACUUUAAUUACGUGAAUUAGACGUCGGCCAAGUCGCAUCUCUCGCCCGCUUGUCGCGAUGUACGUUGAUGUUUGUCAAGAUCACCCCCCCCGCCCAUUUCAUUUAAUCCUUUUACAUCCAAUUAAUAUAUCUCGUUUCAUUUCGACCGCACAGAUUAGGAGUGCAAAAAAAAUUUAAUUAAAAUAAUUGUGCACAAUACACGCUCCAAUAUCGUGGCAUAUCUACUCCUUUUUUUUUCAUAAAAUU
Messenger RNA from Wasmannia auropunctata (little fire ant), 2203 nucleotides. It is a transcript of the gene Wdr92, whose product is annotated as WD repeat-containing protein 92. Gene Ontology annotation, molecular function: ubiquitin binding. The coding region runs from base 349 to 1422 and encodes 357 amino acids. The transcript has 4 exons. The record is from RefSeq and is a predicted model, not a curated record. Lineage: Eukaryota; Metazoa; Arthropoda; Insecta; Hymenoptera; Formicidae.